Messenger RNA from Pseudocercospora fijiensis CIRAD86, 855 nucleotides. RefSeq lists its product as uncharacterized. Bases 1 to 855 code for a protein of 284 amino acids. Gene Ontology annotation, cellular component: nucleus; cytoplasm. The record is from RefSeq and is a predicted model, not a curated record. Gene Ontology annotation, molecular function: heat shock protein binding. NCBI's taxonomy places the organism in Eukaryota, Fungi, Ascomycota, Dothideomycetes, Mycosphaerellales, Mycosphaerellaceae. The transcript has 2 exons.
AUGUCGAGGUAUGGAGAAGACAUCACCGUCGACUCAGCCCCAUCAUCCAUCAACCCCUACACCGUCCUCGAUGUCGCAAAAGACGCCGACCAAGACACCAUAAAACGCGCUUACCGCAAAGCCGCCCUGCAGCAUCACCCCGACAAAGUCUCACCAGAAGAAAAAGAAACGGCACACACAAAAUUUCAAGAAAUAGCCUUCGCCUUCGCCAUCCUCUCCGACGAGCGUCGCCGCAAACGCUACGACACAACAGGCCGCACCGAAGAAUCCCUAGACCUAGAAGAUGACGACUUCGAUUGGGUGGAAUUCUUCCGUGCGCAAUUCCACGAGGUAGUGACUGUGGAGAAGAUUGCGGCUUUUAGUCGAGAAUACAAGGGUAGUGAGGAGGAGAGGGAAGCUGUGCUUGAUGCGUACAAGAAGUGUAAGGGCGAUAUGGUGAGGCUUUAUGAGGUGGUUAUAUUGAGUGAUAUGCUUGAGGAUGAGGAGAGGUUUCGGAAGAUUAUUGAUGGGGCGAUUGGGAAGGGGGAGGUUGAGGAGUACAAGAAGUAUGCGCAAGAGAGUGAGAGCGCUAGGCAGAAGAGGUUGGAGAGGGCGAGGAAGCAGAAGGAGAGGGAGGCGAAGGAAGCUGAGGAGGUAGAGGAGGAGCUGAAGGAGACAAAUAAGAGGAAGAAGGGGAAGAAGAGUAAGGAUGCUGAUCUCGGGGAUCUUGCGGCGAUGAUUCAGAAGAGGCAGCAGGAUCGUGCUGGAGAUUUCUUGGAUCGGCUUGAGCAGAAGUAUGGCGGUGGUGGUGGGAUGAAUGAGCCGCCUGAGGAGGCUUUUGCCGCGAAUAGGAAAUCGAAGAAGGGAAGGAAAUGA